This is a messenger RNA of Myripristis murdjan (pinecone soldierfish), 1062 nucleotides long. It is a transcript of the gene gtsf1, whose product is annotated as gametocyte specific factor 1. The transcript is spliced from 7 exons. Bases 202 to 744 code for a protein of 180 amino acids. The record is from RefSeq and is a predicted model, not a curated record. Lineage: Eukaryota; Metazoa; Chordata; Actinopteri; Holocentriformes; Holocentridae.
UCGCAGCACAUCUCGCGAUACCAGGGACCAGGCGAUUUAUGGGCGGGGUUUAGCGCGUUGCUGGCCGAACCGUUUGUUUGAACCGCUGCUUCUGCUCAAUCACAGGGCCGUCGACGAGACCUGAGCAGACAAAGCCCUUUUUGGAGUGCUCUGAACCACCAGUUUUUGGAGAUUGUCGGUCCAGGCAGCAGGUCCUGAAGAAUGUCGACCUUUAGACUUGGGUCCACUACUGGUCCCUGCAAGAUUUCCUCUGAGAGACUCCAGUCCCAUAUCACUGGGGAAAACGAUGAUAGAGAUGACUGCGACCCUGACAAACUUCUGCAGUGUCCUUUUGACAAGAACCAUCAGAUCCGGGCUUGCCGCUUCCCGUACCAUCUGAUCAAGUGCAGGAAGAAUCAUCCCCAGCUGGCUAGUGAACUAAAAACCUGUCCGUUUAACGCUCGCCACCUGAUACCCAAGCACGAGCUGACUCUGCACACCGCCACCUGUGUGGACAGAAGAUCUGUGAGCACACAAGACUCGGGGGAAACAGAAGGGCGAUACAAAUGGCAGGUUCCUGUCAGCACUUGGACCAACCCCAACACUACUGAGGACUGGGAUGAAGAGGCUGAUCAUACUGCUGCUCCUUUCGUAUGGGGUGAAUCUACAUCCUUAAAUCUAAAGAUGGAAGCAAGCACCACCAACAACCUUACACCUAGUGUUAGAGUGCCCCACACUCUUCCAUGGUCUGUUUGUAGACCGUGAAUUUUAUUUCCAUUUUAAUUGAAACUUAUUUUAGGCCGCCUGUAUGUAUGCAUGUAUGGAUAUACUUGUUUGUUAGAGGCACCAGCGCUACAGUUCUUGCAAUAAAUUUUUAGAAGUGUGUCCAACACAAGAUUUUUGUAACUUUGAGUCCUGAUUGCAAGAGCCUUGUUUUUGUCUCACUGCAUUGGUGUUUUGUUUUAGUUCUUUCUUGAGUGCUGAGUAUACCAGAAUCUUAUGACCAGCAGCUUAUAUUUGGGCAGCUGGGUGAUUCUGUAUUUUACAUUCCAGGUCGGAUAACUAAUAAAUGGUUAAAACUGC